AUGUCUGAUUCAAACUCAAUCCAAUCACUUUCUUCCAAAGACACUCAAGUUUCAUCUGAAAAUACUCCAGUUAGUAAAGUCCGUACAGUAGGUGCUGGAAAUGAGUUUGUCAUUAUAGGAAAUCACAAAUAUUACAGACAUGAAUUAAUGGGAGCUAUGGCUGGUUAUUUAUAUCCUGGAGUUCAUCCUGCUCCAGUUCAUAAAUUCGGUAAUUCUGCUGCCGUGGGGUUAGUGGCCUUUGCUACAAGUACUCUUAUCAUGUCGUUAUAUGGUGUGCAUGCCAAAGGGAUUGUGGUGCCAAAUAUGGCUGUUGCUACUGCUUUUUUCUUUGGUGGUAUUUGUCAAAUUCUUUCUGGGACUUGGGAUUUAGUCACUGGUAAUACUUUUGGUGCAACUGCUAUGACAUCAUUUGGAUGUUUUUGGUUAAGUUAUGGUGCAAUGAUGACUCCAAGUUUUGGAAUUUUGGCAGCAUAUAUGGAACAAGAUCCAACUCAACUUGAAAAUGCUAUUGGGUUUUAUUUAAUUUCUUGGGCUAUUUUAGCAUUUAUGCUUUUAUUGUUAACUUUUAAAUCAAGUGUUCCAUUCAUUUUAUUAUUUUUCAACAUUAUGAUGACAUUUUUAUUACAAGGAGCUGGUGCUAUGGCAGGUAGUGCAAAAACUACAUUAGCUGGAAAUUAUUUUGGUAUGUUCACGGCAACCUCUGGAUUUUAUAUGGCUUAUCUUGGUAUGGCUACUCCACAAAAUUCUUAUUUCCAAUUACCACAUAUUCCUGUUUCAGAUGCUUAUUAUGCUGGUCAUUAA
Molecule: messenger RNA, 801 nt
Organism: Hemisphaericaspora subhashii
Lineage: Eukaryota; Fungi; Ascomycota; Pichiomycetes; Serinales; Debaryomycetaceae
Product: acetate uptake transporter family protein
Exons: 1
Coding region: 1-801 (266 amino acids)
Cellular component (GO): plasma membrane
Molecular function (GO): acetate transmembrane transporter activity
Source: RefSeq, a predicted model, not a curated record